Anopheles coustani is the source of this 834-nucleotide messenger RNA. Its product is annotated as brachyurin-like. NCBI's taxonomy places the organism in Eukaryota, Metazoa, Arthropoda, Insecta, Diptera, Culicidae. Gene Ontology annotation, molecular function: serine-type endopeptidase activity. The coding region runs from base 1 to 834 and encodes 277 amino acids. Gene Ontology annotation, biological process: proteolysis. The record is from RefSeq and is a predicted model, not a curated record. The transcript has 2 exons.
AUGAAGUCGGCGUUUAGCACUGCCAGCGUGUGGUGUGCGGUGGUCAGCUGUAUUAUCGCGGUAUGCAUGGCCAUUGACGUACAAACACCACCAUCGGGACGUAUCAGCGAUGGACAGGUUGCGGCUCCGGGACAGUUUCCCUUUGUCGUCGGCAUCCUUAUUUCGGGAACAUCCAGCCGAUCUUUCUGCGGUGGAGCCCUGAUCUCACGUCGAUUCGUCCUCACAGCGGCGGCCUGUGUACAGGGAACCAACUCGUUCACCGUGCUGCUAGGGGCAACGGACAUGACCCGUAUCGAGCAGAUCAUUCCGGUGCUGAACAUUCCCUCGCACAUCAUCGUCCAUCCAGGAUAUAGCUCCCUGCUGAAUCGAGACGACAUCGCACUGGUUCAGCUGUCCCACGAGGCUAACCUGACUCCAACCGUGCAGGUGGCUAACUUACCGCGUCGCUACCAUACGGCGUUCACGUUCAACGACUGGCCUGCGACGGUAGCCGGUUGGGGUAACACUGGAAACCGUGACAACGAGCCGAUCCCGCUGCAGCGGCUCCUGUUCGCCACCGGUCCAGUUGUGUCCAACUUUGUCUGCGGCAUUUCGCACAGCUUCAUCCGCGAUGGCAACAUCUGCAGUUCGACUGACAACGGUGGACCGUGCAAUGGUGAUGAAGGUGGUCCAGUUUGGGUGACGGAAGGGGGCGAAACGUUCAUCAUCGGUGUCCACUCGUUCCACUACGAUGGAUUGUUUGGCUGCGAUCGCGGCCGAUCGUCGGUCCACACACGCCUCACGGAAUAUCUGGAUUGGAUCCAAGCCAAUACCGACGUCGUCAUUCGUGCGUAA